AUGUCCCCGGUCCUGAUGGUCGCCCGUUCUCCCUUGCAGGCGGAUGACUUCAUCCGAGCCAGCGCCUGCGGAAAACUGAGCGUCAUCGCGGAGCAGAUCCGGCACCUGCAGGAACAAGCUCGCAAGGUCUUGGACGAAGCUAACAGAGAUGCUGAUCUGCACCACGUGGCCUGCAACCUCGUGAAGAAGCCAGGAAACAUCUACUACAUGUACAGGCGGGAGAGCGGCCAGCGAUACUUCUCCAUCCUGUCCCCUAAGGAAUGGGGGACCAGCCCCCACGAGUUCCUUGGUGCCUAUAAGCUCCAGCAUGACAUGUCCUGGACUCCCUUUGAGGACGUUGAGAGACGAGACGCUGAAAUCAAGGCCCUGGACAAGCUGCUGAGCCAGCAGGCAGCGCUGCCUCCAUGCACAGAGCCCAACUUCCAGGGUCUCACCAAGUGACACGAGCCACCGCCGCGGCCGCACGGGACCUCUGAGC
Messenger RNA from Tinamus guttatus (white-throated tinamou), 478 nucleotides. Lineage: Eukaryota; Metazoa; Chordata; Aves; Tinamiformes; Tinamidae. The record is from RefSeq and is a predicted model, not a curated record.